Molecule: messenger RNA, 811 nt
Organism: Bombyx mandarina (wild silkworm)
Lineage: Eukaryota; Metazoa; Arthropoda; Insecta; Lepidoptera; Bombycidae
Product: trypsin, alkaline A-like
Biological process (GO): proteolysis
Molecular function (GO): serine-type endopeptidase activity
Source: RefSeq, a predicted model, not a curated record
AUGAAUUCUAUCAUCAUUUUGUUGGCCCUUGGUCUGGCUGCUGUCGCAGCUGUUCCAACAAACCCCCAAAGGAUUAUUGGUGGCUCGACAACCACCAUUGACCGGUACCCCGGUAUUGUUUCUCUGUUGUUUACAAGGAAUUGGAGUCAAUGGUGGCAGAAUUGCGGUGGAAACCUUCUUAACCAGAGAUCUGUUCUUUCUGCUGCUCAUUGCACAUUCGGUGAUCGAACGGAUGCAUGGCGUUUUCGUGUUGGUUCCACCUGGGCCAACAGUGGGGGUGUUGUACAUCUCUUGAACAGAAUUAUCUAUCAUCCCAAUUAUAACAGAUUUACAGCUGACAGUGACCUCUGCAUCUUACGCAGUAAUACCAACAUAGUUUUGAACAACAACGUUCGUCCUGUUAAUAUUGCUGGUGCCAAUUACAAUCUUGGUGAUAACCAAGUUGUUUGGGCUGCUGGUUGGGGUGCUACUUCGCUCGGAGGGUCUAAUUCGGAGCAACUCCGUCACGUCCAGGUCUGGACCAUCAAUCAGAAUGCCUGCGUCCAACGUUACAGACCCAUUAACCGUGCUAUCACCGCUAACAUGUUGUGCUCUGGUGUUUUGGACGUCGGUGGUCGCGACCAGUGCCAGGGUGACUCCGGUGGUCCUCUCCUUCACAACCGCGUCCUCGUUGGUGUCUGCUCUUGGGGAGAGUACUGCGCUGACCGUCGCUACCCUGGUGUUAAUGUUCGCGUUUCCCGUUUCACCUCUUGGAUCCAAUCCAAUUCGUAAAAAUGUUAAAGAAUAAUCUUAAUUCAAAUAUACAAGCACC